AUGGCGGACACCACAGAAACCCAAGUUCCCCCCGUCGACGAGACGACCAUUGCCUCCGUCAAGACCAACUCUGAUCGCAAGAACUCGCUGUCCAACUACCUGAAGCACCGCCCCGAACGCUCCGAGCUGGUAGAGAAGAACAUCCUCCCGGAUUCCACAGCCGCACCCGGCCUCAUUGCCAGCCAGAAAGAGCUCCAAAAACACAUGCUCGAAGACAAGCUCAACGACAAAAUCUCCCACCGCCCCUCCCCCGACGCCCUCCUCAAGGACGGCGUCCUGCACGAAGACCCGCGCUCCCCAGAGGAAAAGUACGAGGAGGCUAUUGAGGAGGAGUACGCCAAGCGGGAGGGCGGCGCGUGA
Messenger RNA from Trichoderma citrinoviride, 360 nucleotides. RefSeq lists its product as hypothetical. The transcript is spliced from 3 exons. Lineage: Eukaryota; Fungi; Ascomycota; Sordariomycetes; Hypocreales; Hypocreaceae. Bases 1 to 360 code for a protein of 119 amino acids. The record is from RefSeq and is a predicted model, not a curated record.